AUGGCGGGAGACAGCGCGGCGGCGCAGGGCUGCCAGCGAAGGGACAUUGGUCGCCCGAGGGUUGGCAAUACUGCUGCCCCUCCGAGCCCAGUCGGCUGGAUAGGUAAGGGGCAACUGGUUGUGUUGUCGGGAUGUUGUUUACACGAAUCAGCUGGCUGCUGCGGUGGUGGGGAAAUCAGCUGGACCCUCCCUCACACUGUUGCUAUAGCGGCUAUCGUAGGAUGGAGAUGGGGCCGGUGCUGCGAAUAUUUGGGGUCAACGAACGGAAUGGGAUGUCGAAUUGAGGGGCCUUCUAGCCUCCUACCGCCAGUGGUCUGGUCACGUCACCGUUCUCUAUGCACAGUUAGCACAGUCUGA
This is a messenger RNA of Nezara viridula (southern green stink bug), 357 nucleotides long. NCBI's taxonomy places the organism in Eukaryota, Metazoa, Arthropoda, Insecta, Hemiptera, Pentatomidae. The record is from the annotation of a GenBank genome assembly.